This is a messenger RNA of Malaya genurostris, 2090 nucleotides long. RefSeq names its product probable cytochrome P450 12a5, mitochondrial. Gene Ontology annotation, molecular function: iron ion binding; oxidoreductase activity, acting on paired donors, with incorporation or reduction of molecular oxygen; monooxygenase activity. The coding region runs from base 228 to 1793 and encodes 521 amino acids. The record is from RefSeq and is a predicted model, not a curated record. The transcript is spliced from 8 exons. NCBI's taxonomy places the organism in Eukaryota, Metazoa, Arthropoda, Insecta, Diptera, Culicidae.
GUGUUGUGUUUUGCCAUCCAACGGCUACAGCGUUUUGCUCGUGCAAAUGAAAGAUAAGUUGGAAGUGCAAAUUGCACCUGAUAAUUUCUCUAUCUGGUCAUUGCGAUAGAGAGACUUCAAGUUCAAUCAUUAGUCAGUUUGUCAGUUUGUACUGCCGUGAUAACUGAAAGUGUCAACGAAUCCAACGGUUGUUGUAUUGAACAGAGUUUCAAUUGACGCGAUCCAACAUGCUUCGAAGUGUCGUUGUAAAAUUGAAAACUGAAUAUCUGGUGAACGUGAGAGCAUCGGUUCGCUUCCAGAGUGUCCAAGCACAACCAUUGACCGCCGAAAAUACCGUUGAUCCAGAAUGGAUCAAUGCCAAGCCUUACGAAAAGAUUCCCGGCCCAGGCAUACUGACAAUGCUCAGAGGAUUUGCACCCGGCGGUCGCUACGGAGAUGCCUCGCUACCGGAAAUUCAUCGGCUUUUUCGAGAGGACUAUGGGGAUCUAGUGCGCAUGCGGGGAAUGUUUGGCCGGGAAGACAUCCUGUUGAGUUUCAAUGCGGAUGACUUUGAGAAACUCUUCCGAACGGAAGGAACCUGGCCCGUUCGGAAGGCUCUGGACAGUGUCUAUUACUACCGUACCAAAGUUCGUGCCGAUGUGUUCAAAGGAACCGGUGGACUGGUUUUUGAACAAGGAGAGUCGUGGCAAAAGUUUCGCACGAUCGUCAAUCCAGUUAUGAUGCAACCCAAAACGAUCAAGCUCUACAUCAACAAGGUUGAUGAAGUGGCGAGGGAGUUUAUGGAGAUAAUGCGAGGGAUUCGUGAUGGAAAAAACGAACUACCAGCGAAUUUUGACCAGUGGCUUAACCGGUGGGCUUUGGAGACCAUGGGAGUGUUGGCUUUAGAUUCUCGGCUAGGGGUGCUGAGUAUUAAUCAGACCGCUGAAGCGCAACAUAUUAUUAUGACAAUCCGAAAGUUUUUCGACUUGACGUACGAGUUGGAUAUAUUGCCCUCGAUGUGGAAGUAUUAUAAAACACGGACUUUUAGACAACUGAUGGCAACUCUCGACGAUCUGACUGAGAUAGUGAUGAACAAAGUUGAUGAAGCUAUUGUUCGGCUGGAGAAAAAUCCUACUUCGGAUAGUAACAGUCAAAGUGUGCUCGAAAAGCUUUUAAAAGUAGACCGCAAUAUUGCCGUCAUGAUGGCAUACGAUAUGCUGGUAGCUGGUGUUGAUACCACCUCAUCGGGAACAAUCGGCAUUCUUUACUGUUUGGCAACGAAUCCGGAAAAACAAGCCAAACUUCGGAACGAGCUUCGUACUAUUCUUCCCAAAAAAGAUUCACCGUUGACUCCGGAGAAUAUGCGCAAUUUACCGUAUUUACGAGCAUGCAUCAAAGAGGGUAUCAGACUGUGCCCACCUGUCCCCGGCAAUGCUCGGAGUGCCGGAAAGGAUUUGGUGUUGCAGGGCUAUCGAAUUCCCAAGGGCACAAACGUGGCAAUGGCUCCCAUGAUACUGCAGCGGGAAAACCAUCAUUUCGCACAAGGUGACCGGUUUCUACCGGAACGGUGGCUGAAGGAGGAAACUUUCCCCGACGGAAAAAACUCCCAUCCGUUUGUGUAUCUUCCGUUUGGAUUUGGUCCUCGGACCUGCAUCGGAAAGCGUUUGGCCAUGAUGGAGAUGGAGAUGGUGAUUGCGAGGAUCACGCGCCAAUUCGACUAUCGCUGGAACUACGGCGAACUGAAGAUCCGUGCUUCGGUGGUCAACAUUCCCGACAAUGAGCUCAAGUUCCAGAUGAACGAUGUCGAUGAUUAGUUGUUAAGUUAACGUUAACGUUUAUUUCAAAUAAAUUUUGUAUCUUAUCACACAGUCAUUAUGAGUACAUUUUGUAUUAAAUGUGUGAUAACUGUGCUCAGCAAUUAACCGAUUACGAGCAGCACAGAGAUAACGAUUCCAUUCUCAAUAAUAUUUGGCUGUCGAACUGAAGCCAAACAAGCUUCGGUACACUAGUACUGCAUAGUAUAAGGUUGAAGUGUUAUUUUGGAUUGUAAAAUUUUAAUACUUCGAUAAAAUAGCAAAACACAAAAACAUGUACCAUCAUACCGAUGCAUA